ACGUAAAUAAGAAUUGGAAUUGAAAAUAAGGAAAAUCUUAAAUUCCCAGGUGUUUUGCUGUUUUUCGUACAUCCAAAUAGACAAUAAGAUAAAAAAAUCCAGAUGCGAAUGUAAUGCCGUCGCGAUAAGGCAAAAUAACUAACAUAAGGAACAUAAAAUUGCUAUAGACAUUGGAGGUGAAAAGAAAAAGUGAUUCAAGUCUUUGGGGAACCCGAAUUAAGAGGAAAAGCAAAAAAAGAAUGUCUUUUGUGCGUACGGGUCCGGGCUCGGGUAAUGCCUCCACCGGAAAUGCUGAAUCGGUGCAAAAAUUCGUGGAAGCCUUGCGGUCCGACUUUAAAACAUUAUCUUUGGAAACCAAAAAGAAAUAUCCCCAAAUUAAAGAGUCAUGUGAAGAGGCCAUUUCCAAGCUUUCAACCGCCGGCAGCAAUCAACAACAAUCGGUCUACUAUACAGUCAAUCAGAUUCUAUACCCUCUGGUGCAAGGAUGCGAAACGAAAGACUUGAAAAUCAUCAAAUUUUGCUUGGGUAUGAUGCAGCGUCUUAUCACACAGCAAGUGGUCGAUCAAAAGGGGGCUCGCUACAUAACCGAUGCUUUGUGGAUGUUAAUGGAACAUAACAUUGAAGAAGUCAAAGUCUUGCAAACAAUCACCUUACUGCUGACCACCAAUACCGUGGUGCAUGGCGAUACUCUGGCCAAGUCCUUGGUCUUAUGCUUUCGCCUGCACUAUACAAAAAAUUCAACAAUUGUCAAUACUGCUGGCGCCACUAUACGGCAAUUGGUAUCAUUGGUGUUUGAACGUGUAUACCUUGAAAAAGAUUCUCUUUCCAAUCUCCAACAGAAGGACUCAUCGGGUAAUGUAGUUGAGAUCGAUGCAACCGAUACCAGCAUUAGUGGUGGUGGUACCACUUUAUCAAGCGGACCCAGUGAAAUGUCAACAUUUGCUUCGGAUGCGUUCUUUUUGUUUCAGGAUCUUGUGCAUUUGGUGAAUGCCGAUCCACCUUUUUGGCUUGUCGGCAUGAAUGAGAUGACACGCACUUUUGGGCUUGAACUCUUGGAAGCAGUUUUAACCAAUUUCAGUGCCGUUUUCCAUGAGAAUCGUGAUUUUCGCUUGCUCCUCAAGGAACGUGUUUGUGCAUUGGUUAUUAAACUCUUCUCGCCUAAUGUCAAGCAUCGUUCAUUGCCCACCCAAAAUGCCAACGGAAAUACUACAACAGCCAGUGAUAAACCAUAUUUUCCCAUCAGCAUGCGAUUAUUGCGUCUGGUCGCCAUACUCAUACAAAAAUAUCACACUAUAUUAGUGACGGAAUGUGAAAUCUUUCUUUCGCUUAUAAUCAAAUUUUUAGAUCCCGACAAGCCACAUUGGCAAAGGGCUCUAGCUUUGGAGGUUAUACAUAAGUUGGCUACCAAACCGUCGCUAAUUGCAUUCUUUUGCAAGUCGUACGAUUGUAAAAAUCAUGCCACGAAUAUUGUACAAGAUAUGAUCACUGCAUUGGGUACUUAUGUUAGGUAUUCCUUAAUCAAUUCGGCUGCAUUACUGAAUGGUCAACAAAAUGGAGCGGCCCAACUUAAUACCCUGUCGGCGCACAAUUCGAAUAAUCAAUGUGGUUUUGUUUUUCGAGGUGCCUAUAUGCCGUUGGUAGCCACUUUUCCACCCGGUAUUUCCAAGGCUAUUUAUUUAGAAAUGUUGGAUAAAUUGGAAGCCCCUCAUAUACCGGAUAGCUAUGGUAUUUCGGUGGCCUAUGCUGUACUACUGGACAUCACACGUUCCAUUGGCGGUGUUAUCCAAAGAACACCCGAAUUGCAUCCCUCUUACAAUACCGUUGUCAUCACCGAGGAGGAACACAAACCGUUGUGUUUGCAGCUAAUCAAUUCCAGCUGGUCUGGCUUGCUAUCAGCUUUUGUACCUCUAGUGGAUGCUUCGAUUGAUGAGGCAACCACCGAUAACAUUCUCAAAGCUAUGCAAAAUUAUGCUGCUCUCUGCGGCAUAAUGGAUCUGUUGAAUCCUCGUGAUGCUUUUAUUAUGGCAAUUUGCCGUGCCUCUUUCCCGCCCCACUAUGCCAUGUCUAUUUUUGCCAAUAAUCCCCAUAUGGAUGUUGAUCUCAGAUGCCACACGCGCUCCAACAGCCAGGAUCUAAAUAAUCAGUUUAUGAGCUCAUGCAAUGAGUCUGGAGACUUUCGCCAACAGAUUGUUGCCGUGGGUACGCCAUUGCCCAGUGCCUCAUUGCCGCACAGUGUGAUGCAGGCACCCGUUAUGUUGACAACCAAAAAUCUACAAUGUAUGCGAGCCAUUCUUUUCUUGGCCCACAGCAAUGGCAGUAUUUUGGGUACAUCCUGGCACAUUGUGCUACAAACUCUACAGCAUUUGGUUUGGAUAUUGGGUUUGAAGCCCUCAACUGGUGGCAGUUUGCAGGCUUUUCCCAAACCAGCCGUAGAAGCCAAUGUGGGAAUACAGACUGCUGUAAUGGCUGACUUGCCAGUGUUGUCGCAAAUGUUGAGCCAACUUUUUGAAUCCAGUCAGUAUUUGGAUGAUGUUGCUCUUCAUCAUCUGAUAGAUGCGCUCUGCAAAUUAUCCCACGAAGCCAUGGAGUUGGCAUAUGCCAAUAGGGAACCUUCCUUGUUUGCUGUGGCCAAGCUUUUGGAGACUGGCCUGGUCAAUAUGCCACGCAUAGAAGUACUUUGGCGCCCAUUAACGAAUCAUUUAUUGGAAGUAUGUCAACAUCGUCAUAUUCGUAUGCGAGAAUGGGGUGUUGAAGCCAUUACUUAUUUGGUGAAAUCAGCACUUCAAUAUAAACACAGUCAGCCACUUAAAGAAAAUAUGAAUCUGCAAACUAUGCUUUUGAAUCCCUUAUCUGAGCUCUCCACAGUGCCGCAUGCCGAUGUGCGUCAACGCCAACUGGAUUGUGUUUUGCAAAUUCUAAAUGGAGCAGGCGAAAUUCUAUCGUUCGGUUGGCCAGCAAUAAUAGAGAUCAUUGGGGCCGUAAAUGAACAUCAUGGUGAACCAUUGAUACGCACAGCGUUUCAAUGUUUACAAUUGGUUAUAACCGAUUUCUUGACGGUUAUGCCUUGGCGCUGUUUGCCGCUGUGCAUUUCUACUGCUUCGAAGUUUGGUUCUCAAACCCAGGAACUAAAUAUAUCCUUGACAGCUAUAGGACUAAUGUGGAACAUUUCAGAUUUCUUUAAUCAAAAUCAAGACAAGCUGAUGUCAGCUCAGGUGGAUGAUUCAACGAUAUUACCCGAUUUCCCGGGUACUGUAAAAAUGCCACAAUUUGAUAAGCUGUGGAUGUGUUUGUACGCCAAGUUGGGUGAACUAUGUGUUGACUCUCGCCCUGCGGUACGCAAAUCAGCUGGCCAAACAUUGUUUUCCACCAUCUCCGCUCAUGGAAGUCUUUUAAAUCCUCCUACUUGGCAAGCACUAGUUUGGCAAGUAUUAUUUCCCUUAUUGGAUAACGUGCGCGCUUUGUCGAGUUCUGCAAGCAAUGAGAAGGUUGAUGCCAGUGGUAAUAUUUUGAUACAUCACUCUCGCAAUACAGCCCAAAAGCAGUGGGCCGAAACGCAAGUGCUAACGCUGUCGGGAGUGUGCAGGGUUUUCAACACAAAACGUGAUCUUAUACAAAUGUUGGGCGAUUUUGAUCGUGCUUGGUCACUGAUUUUGGAAUUCAUACAAAACGCCGCUUUAAGUAAAAAUGGUGAAGUAUCAUUGGCUGCCUUGAAAUCUCUACAAGAGAUUAUGUAUCACAAUUCCGAAUCGAAACCCACACUUAUCAAAAGCGAUUUAGCGGGAACUACAGCGACAAAUGCCACCAGCAGCGAAAAGACCAAGCUAAAGGAAGAAGAAAUAUGGAAUAUUGCCUGGAAAAUAUGGCUGAAUAUUGGUACCGAAAGCACAAAAAUGACUACAAAAUCUCAAGAAUCAGCUCAAGAUGAUUUCUAUAUACCCAGUCAGGCUUAUUUGACUGCCUUAAUACAAAUCUUUCCUGCAAUCUUUCAGCAUAUACAGAAAAGAUUUAAACCAAUUGAUUUUGAGAAGUUCUGUACAGUUUUGACUAAUGCCGUUUGCAUACCUGUGCAAACUGAAGCAGUUCCAUACAUAAUGUCCUCGGUCUCUGAUUCGCUACUAACACCAUUACACGAUAGUAUACUCGAAUGUAUGGAAUUGAUACAGAAAGAAGCUACCAAGGAAGAUUCCACAUUGAGCCAUAUGAUACCCGCUAUAUUCCGUCAGUUGUUGGUGUUCAGCAAAUUUGCAAGCACACCCCCAGCUCUUCAGGUUAGCGACCAACACAACAAGUAUUCCAAGUCAACGAAUCAUUAUGGUGGCAACAAUAGCUCUGUGGAAGUAUUAAGCAUGAAUUAUAUACCAUUUGGGGAAAAGUCCAUCAGCAUAUGUGUUAAACUUUAUCAGUGUACAGCAACGGAAGAGUCUGUUAUGCAGGAGCAUAUUUUGCAUGAAAUAAUAAAGGCUUUGCGAACACCCUUGGCCAUGAAAUAUAAAUGUUUGGCAUCCAGCACCUGGAAAUUGGCGAUCUCAAGCUUUAUAACAGUUUUGCAUACGGGUCUUAAGGUGGCCAGAGCGAAAUCGAAUUAUUUCACUGGCAUGUGGGAUGAUUUGGCAGAUACUCUAGACAAAUUUUUGUUUCCCCAAAGUGUCUGCACCAUUGAAGAUCGUGGCCUUGAAGAAAUCGUUUUGGAUGAAACCAUCGAUUGCCAAGUCAUAGAGCUGCUGCGUGACGAAGUUUUGCCUUAUGCCCAUGAAAUGCCUCAUCAGUUUAUAAUGCAAAUUGUUGUUCUACUCAACAAGGGCUCCAUACAUUCCGCUUCAGAUUCAAACAUUUGCUAUGAGUCCGAUUGGAAACUAAGGGAAAUUUUCGCCAAAACAUGUUUCGAAACGUUAUUGCAAUUUUCUUUAUUGGACGACAAUUGCAAUAACAAUCGUUCGUCAGUCUCAUCUUCAUUGUCCAACAGCGGUGCUAGUCCAUCAUCAGCAGCAGCAAAUGCAUUAAAUGCAAAUAUUGCGAAUGCCGUGGGCUCAGGCAGUGGGGGGAAAGAUUUUGCUGGUCGUUUAGCGGUAACGGCACUUCUACAUCGUUUCCAAGAGGUGCUCAAGAGGUUUAAUGAUGAUGAAAGACAAAGUGGGAAGUGUCCACUACCAAGAUUUCGUCUCUCGGAAAUUUCAUUUGUUUUGAAAGCCAUUGCCACCUUGGUAAUUUCAAUGAAAAAGGCACCCGCAUCCAAAGUGAAUAAGCCCGCCUGGGAUCAAUUAAUUGGUCUCUAUCCAUAUUUAGUGGAUUGUACAACAACAACAUCACCUGAAGUUUCACGUUCUUUAAGAGAGGCUUUAUUACAGUACACAGAUUUGUUGCAUGCGCCCAAGUGUUUUAAUGGCAGCACCUCUGACAAUACAACCCUGGCCACCAGCCAGAAUUCCAUGUCAUCGAAUGAAAUACAACAACAACAGCAGCAACAUGCCAAUGGACAGGAGUGAGUUAUCUAAAAUGGAGUGGAUGGAAAACUUAUUUGUUGUGAAAACCUUCAAAUGGGCAAAUGCCAAAAACACAUGCAACAAAAAACACGUGCGUACUUGCAUGCAUGCAUACAAACAUAUAUACUAACAACCAUACAUAAAUAUAAAGAGAGACUCGUAAUAUUUAUUCGUAUAGACAGACAUAGAGAAAUAAUCAAAUUUAAGUUUUAAACAAUAAUUUUUAUUCCAAACGAAAUAAAUUAACACUAUACAAUAAGAGUACCAUAUACACAUAUAAUAAUACUUUAAUAACAAAUAAUCAAUAGAGAAAGACAGAAAAAAGUAAUAGUACUAUUCAUGAUACAAUAUGAUAACAACAAACAACAUACUAUGUAAAUUUUAAAUUAUAUAUACACUAUACCAUAAACAGAGAGCCCCUUUAUUCAGGCGCUGUUGUUCUAUUGUCUGUUCAGCUCAGCCAAAACUAGGUAACAGAAUAAAAAAAACCCUUUUUUCAUUCGGUUGCGUUGUUGGUUUCGUCGCAUUUUCAGUUUCCCCUUGCCACUUUAAUCGGGCUUGUUAAUCUCGCAUCUUGUUUACAAGGGUAAAGAAACAGUGCCAGUUGGACGAAACCAAGAACACACCCAGUUAUCUUCAAAGUAUUGUGGAAUUCAACAUAGCCAAGUAAUCUCAGUGUAUGUUUUUAUUAAAACUUCAAAAUAAUUUCGACUACAUUGGCUCUUGAAGUUUCGAAUGUAAUUUAUAUAUGAUUAUAUUGUUAAUAUACAAAUUAUCAUACAGAUAAUAAACGUUUAGUUUUUUAGCAAAACAAAUUUUAAGCUACAGUAAAAAUAUACACUAGAGCUCUGAUUUGUCUCGUCAAUAGGGCCGCAAAUAUGUAUCUGUAUACAUUUUUUUCUUCAUAAAUUCGUCUUUAAUAAAUAGAAAGGGAACCCCCCAUCUAGCAGUCAUAGCGAAACAAA
This is a messenger RNA of Stomoxys calcitrans (stable fly), 6445 nucleotides long. RefSeq names its product protein MON2 homolog (gene mon2). The coding region runs from base 240 to 5483 and encodes 1747 amino acids. The transcript has 19 exons. The record is from RefSeq and is a predicted model, not a curated record. NCBI's taxonomy places the organism in Eukaryota, Metazoa, Arthropoda, Insecta, Diptera, Muscidae.